Molecule: messenger RNA, 2708 nt
Organism: Alosa sapidissima (American shad)
Lineage: Eukaryota; Metazoa; Chordata; Actinopteri; Clupeiformes; Clupeidae
Gene: rint1
Product: RAD50 interactor 1
Exons: 13
Coding region: 35-2362 (775 amino acids)
Biological process (GO): retrograde vesicle-mediated transport, Golgi to endoplasmic reticulum; regulation of ER to Golgi vesicle-mediated transport; endoplasmic reticulum to Golgi vesicle-mediated transport
Cellular component (GO): Dsl1/NZR complex
Source: RefSeq, a predicted model, not a curated record
AUUCUGUUGACGUGGAAUAGGAAGCACAGCAAACAUGGCGGCGCCCUUAGAGGAGCAAGAAAAUUGCGUCGAGAGAGAGAUGAACAGUCUCUCAGUGUCUGAAAACACCUCUGCAUCAGAUGACGAUGAAGUUACAGACUAUUUAAUGCAGUUUGUAGAAAAAGAAAUUGGUUGCGACCUGAAGGCAUUAAGCAAAGUUAGUGGUAUGCUUGAGAAACUAAAGGCUGAAAACAAGGCUCUGGAAGAACAGGUAAUGACAGCAUCGAGCUCGGUGCCGCUGCGCGUGUCUGCUGCCCUUGAAACUGCAGAGAAAUCUCAGUCCAACCUGGAAAGUUUACUUCAGAAAGAGAGGAUACUCUCUAACACAUUGCAACAACAUCUUCAGGGUGCACAGAGUUGGGCAGACAGACUUGGACAAACACUCGGCCAGUUGGAUACCAUAGAGAAGCACCUGAAAUAUUUACAGUGUUUAGCCCGCAUCGAAGAGCUCAGUGACAGUAUUCAGCAAUGUUUAAUGACCAGUAGCACAUGGGAAGCUGCGGGGGCCAUCAGCACUAUGGCUAAGUUGGACGUGAGCCUGCAGGAGUCAGGCUGUAGCCAUCUGCAGGCUUUCCUCAGAGAAACACUACGAUUUUGGCACAAGAUUCUAAAAGACAGACUUACAGGGGACUUUGAAGAGGUUCUCACACAGUUGCAAUGGCCUUUUAUCUCUCCUCCAACUCCUUCCCUCUCUCCACCUCCUAAUGCCCAGGAGCUCAAUAGCCAGCUAGAACUUCUGGUAUCUCAGCUCCUGGCCCUGCAAACCUCUGAUGAUCUAAUAUCAGAGGAGCCAUCCUCUCGUUUGGGCUUUCCCCAGUCUAUACCCCUCUCUUUGCCCAUAAAGAUUAUGCUGGUUCCUCUCAGUAAGCGGUUCAAGUACCACUUCACUGGGAAUCGGCAAACUAACUCCCUAAACAAGCCAGAGUGGUACCUAACCCAGGUCCUCAUGUGGAUGGGGAACAACUCUAACUUCAUGGAAGAGAAGAUUCAGCCUAUUCUGGAUCACUCACGAGCCAACAUCAAUGCUAAGGUGGAGUUGUGCCGAGGCCUCCUCUCUCUCGCUCAGGAGAAGCUAGCGUUGGAUGCCUCCCGGCUUCUGUAUGAUGAUGCUCUGUUCUGCCACCUGGUGGAUGAGGUGCUCCAGUUUGAAAAGGAGCUGCGGAGCACACAUGCCUACCCCAGCACCUUACCUGGUGCCCUGCACAUCCUGCUGGAGGAAGCCGUCUUGCAGAAGUGGCUCAGUGUGGAGAGAAAAAUGGCACUUGAGAAAGUGGAUGCCAUGCUGUCAGCAGAAGGAGCUUGGAGUUCCCAAUACAGAGACAUCACAGACAUGGAUGAGUUGAAAGCUCCAGAUUGUGCAGAGACCUUUAUGACACUCCUGUUGGUUAUUACAGACCGUUACCGCUCCCUGCCCUCCCCUCGAGCGCAGCUCAGCUUCCUGGCGCUGCAGAGGGAGCUGGUGGAUGACUUCCGUAUCCGACUGACACAAGUCAUGAAAGAAGAGUCUCGGAACCCACUGGGCGUACGCUACUGUGCCAUCCUCAAUGCUGCCAAUUACAUUUCUGCAGUGCUUAUUGACUGGGGUGACAAUGUAUUCUUCUUGCAGCUGCAGCAGGCUGCUGUGGCUCUUGGUGACGAGGUGUUGGGGCCCAUGGGGGCCACAGAGACAGGCCGCCUGGCAUCUCUCGAGGGCUCUCUGUUUGAAGAACUGCUGGGAUUGCUGGAGCGACUCCGUGGGGAUAUGAUGGGCCGGCUGCUGGACACGGUCAUGAGAGAUGUGCGGGAGAAAACCCAGACCUACAUACGAGACAGAUGGCUUUCCUUGCCCUCCCAGUGUGACCAGGCAACCAUGUCUUUGUCCAGUUCUGCAUGUCCCAUGAUGCUUUGCUUGCGGGACCAUUUGCUACAGCUACAGCAGCUUCUGAGUCUGCCUCUGUUUCAGACGUUCUGGCAAGGUUUGGCUGAGAGGCUGGAUCUCUUCCUUUACCAAGACCUUAUAUUGUACAACCAUUUCAAUGAGGGUGGGGCUGCACAGCUACAGUUUGACAUGACCAGGAACCUGUUUCCUCUGUUUGGACACUAUUGCAAGAGACCAGAAAACUUCUUCAAACAGGUGAAGGAGGCUUGCAUCAUCUUGACGCUGAAUGUGGGCCCUGCCCUGCUACUGCGGGAUGUCCUUAGAGAGGCGGAAGACGAACUGUUUGUUCCAGAGAGUCUGCAGCCCAGCCCCGAGGCUGCCCUCAACGAGCUGGGUGUGUAUCGUCUGCCUCCGUAUGACGUCUCCAUCCUGCUGGGGCUCAGGGCAUCAUGGCCUGCGCAGUAAAAGGACCACCCAUAACACCUACAAAGGGCUUACAUGGUCUACCCCUGAAACACCAUCCUCUGGGGUGGCGAUACAGAUGACUUAAUGACUCACUCAUGUUUGAUCACUGUGAUUUUUAUGUCAGUUUGGGAUUUGUUGCAAAUGUAUCUCCUAAAACGCAGUGAUUCCAGCUAUCAUGCAGAAAUUAUUGCAGCUUGAUUGUCAAAAAAAAAAAAUGUACACACACAGAUUUCUCUACUUCAUAUGACGUGCAAAUGUUGAUAAGUCGAGCACUUGAUGAAUCAGGUAAUUUACCUGUGAAUAUGCUUUACAAAGACUGGGAUUAAAUGUUCUUAUGAAACUGGAA